AUGGGCCUGGACGCCGAUACCACUACAACAACAACAACAACUCCAUUAAACAACUCUUUGAGUCAAUCCAACCAACAUGACACCUCUCUAAAUGACAAAUCGUCCAAACGACAUGGUCCCAAAAGAAAACCAAGAGCAAAGCCAGCAUCGUCAACUGCUGACAAUGUAACAGCACCACCAUCACCAGAAGGAUCGACGCCAACCGAUUCCACUACCAGCAAAAAGCGACGUGGACCGCGUCGAACACCACGUGGUACUGGUGGUCCCAAGAAUGAGGAAGGUCAAAAUGACACUCCCAAAGAUACCGUCAACAAGAAGCGUCAACGCCCGUCAAAAAAGACAACGGCUUCCUCCACACCACAACCAUCAUCGACACCUGCAGCUGCUGCAUCUUCUUCUUCUUCCACCCCUGUUGAUACAACAUCCGAUGAUCAUUCACAACAGCAACAGCAACAACAGCAACCAGAUUCAGUAUCCAAAGAAAAGCCUGCCAACAAGAAGAAAUCACGCCGAUCCAAAGGACAAAAAGCACCAUCUUCUUCUGAAAAUACAGCAACCCUUCAUCGUGCCAAACAUCGUGAUCAAGCCAAAUUGACGACCGAGGAUGACGAUCAGAAUGAUGAUCAAGAAGAUAAGGUGAAAAAGGGACCAUCACGUCGAUCCAAACGAUCCGGCAAGAAAAAGGCAUCAGCAGCAUCAGCAUCAGCAUCAGCAGCAACAGCGGAUGAUUUAGCGAGUGGAUUAGCACAAGAUUUACGUACGGCAACCUACGAAUGCAUGGUUUGCUGGGAUGUGGUACGAGCAGGACAUCAAACAUGGACUUGCGAUUGUUGUUGGGCCGUAUUUCAUUUAUCAUGCAUCAAGAAAUGGGCUACCCGAUCCCUUCAAGAAAAAGACACCAACAAACCGAUUACUUCAUGGCGUUGUCCAGGAUGUCAAUUUACACGCACAGCCAUCCCCAAAGAUUACCUCUGUUUUUGUGGCAAACAGCGCAAUCCAGAACCCAAUCGCUACUUGACACCUCACAGCUGCGGUCAACUAUGUAAAAAGAGUCGCAAUUGCCCACAUCCUUGUGUCCUCCAAUGCCAUCCAGGUCCUUGUCCACCAUGUACAGCCAUGACACCCAUCAUGCAUUGUUUCUGUGGCAGCCAUUCUCGUCAAUUACGUUGUGUGGAAGCGGAUCAUUCAAUGCGUGGAUACCAGUGCGAGGAAACAUGUGGCGAAUUGCUGGGAUGUGAGAAGCACAAGUGUCAAGAGAAAUGCCAUCCUGGAUUAUGCCCACCUUGUCCCUUGGAAGAGGUACAAAAAUGUUACUGCGGCAAGGAUGAACAAGCAAUGCCUUGUGGUAGUGGCGUUGGUGUAACAAGUGGUGAUCACGUGGGAUAUCAUGCAUGCAAGGCUACGUGUAACAGACCAUUUCAAUGUGGAGUUCAUCAUUGUCAAAAGACAUGCCACCCUCAAGAUGUUGAGCCCAACGUAUGUCCAUUUGAUCCAAGCAUCGUCAAGACGUGUCCUUGUGGAGCAACAGCCAUCGAUUCCUUACUCAAGGACAACACGCCUCGUACCAGUUGCUCUGAUCCUAUUCCUACUUGUGAUGAGAUUUGCAACAAGAAAUUACCAUGUGGUCACAGCUGCAAGCAGCCAUGUCAUGUUGGCAAGUGUGCGCCUUGUGAAGAGGUGGUGGAUGUGCCCUGUCGUUGUCGAUCCACAACAUUCACUGCCACUUGUGCCAAUGUUUGUGAAGCCGCUGGUGGUGAGCCUCCUCUUUGCGACAAGGUGUGUCGUGCUAGCAAGCAUUGUGGUCGGCACCAAUGUGGAGCGGUGUGUUGCCCAGCGGCCAAACAAAAGGGCAACAAAAAGACAUCCAUACGCGAUAACGUGCACGAAUGCCCCGAAGUCUGUGGUCGGACCUUAUCCUGUGGUAAUCACACAUGCCAAGCUCGAUGUCAUAAGGGAAGAUGCCAGCCAUGUCUCGAGGCUGUAUUUGAUGAAGUAACAUGCCAUUGUGGUCAAACUCGACUUGAGCCACCUGUUCGCUGUGGUACAACAUUACCACCUUGUCCUCAUCCAUGCACACGUCCUUCUCCUUGUGGCCAUGUACGACUUUUGCAGCACAAUUGCCAUCCGGAUAGUGAAGCAUGCCCACCUUGUGCCAUGUUGGUGACUCGCACAUGUGUAUGUGGAAAGACGGAGCUCAAGAAUGUCCCAUGUUAUCGAGAAUCCCCACGAUGUGGCCGUAUUUGCGACAAGCCAUUGAAGUGUGGUCGCCAUUUAUGCAACAAGUCUUGUCAUGGUGGAUCAUGUUUGACGGAUGAACAAGUGUGUACCCAACAAUGUAAUGGAAAGCGGACUUGUGGCCAUCCAUGUACUACCCGAUGCCAUGGCUCUGAUGCAUGUCCAGAAGAAGAACCAUGUCAAACGAUGGUGCGUGUGGCUUGCAAAUGUGGUCAAAAUGCUCUACAAGUACCUUGCAAUGCAACAGCUACAAGCUCCGGUUCGAAGCGUGAAUUGGAUUGCAAUGAUUUUUGUGCCAAGGUUGAAAGAAACAGGAAAUUAGCGAUGGCGCUCGAGAUUGAUCCUGAAAAGGCUGAGGAACCUGCACCUUCCAUUGACGAACUCGGCUAUUUUGAUGAUCCACUAUGCGAAUUCUAUUUGGAGAACCGAAGCUGGUGCAAGCAAAUGGAGACAACUUUGAUUGAUUUUGCAAAGGGAUCCAAGCAGGUGUUACAUUUCAAGCCUAUGAAGAGUAACUUUCGCCGAUUUAUUCAUCGAUAUUGCGUCCACUUCAACUUGGGCACUGAAGCUGUGGAUCCAGAACCCUAUCGAAGUGUUGUGGUUCGCAAAUCACUUGGUCAAGCACGUAUUCCUUCACCCUUGCUUUCAGUGGCGGCACAUCAUCCAUCCAUGAAUCGACCACCAGCAGCCACUGUAGCAGGGACCAAUGGUUUGAAAUCCAGACCCCAGCAACCUGUGAAUGCCCUAUGUUUAUCAGAUUUGGCAUUUGGUCUUAUUGAGACAGAGCUCGACUUGGAACUUGCAAAGGCAUUUGGAGACGUCAACUAUAAAUCCCAAUGGCAAACUGAAUCGGACUCUGUAUUGGUAUUCCCACUUUUGGAUGACAAGUUAGCCGUGGAUGAAAAGGAAGACAUGAUAUGGCAACUCAAAAAGGCCGUUAAGGAUGUCGUUGUAUCAAGUGGCAAGGCUGCUCGUGUGGAUUGUUGCUGGGUAGAUCGCCUUGGAAAGAUCACGUGGACCGAGCGAAAAGGAAUCCUGGAACAGGAACAAGCAUUAGAACAACAACAACAGCAGCAACAGCAACAGCAACAACAACGGCAAUCCAAGAACGUUUUUGACGUGCUUUCUUCGGGUACGGAUGAAUCGUCAGAUGCAGCCACAUCUAGCGUUGAUAAGGAUGCUUGGGAUCAAGAGGAACUUGCCAUGAAGAAACCUACCACGGUCACAACUACUUUAUCAAAAGAAGAUAAAUCUCCCUCGGAGGAGUGGGAGGUGGUAGAAGCUAAAUAG
Molecule: messenger RNA, 3525 nt
Organism: Lichtheimia ornata
Lineage: Eukaryota; Fungi; Mucoromycota; Mucoromycetes; Mucorales; Lichtheimiaceae
Exons: 5
Coding region: 1-3525 (1174 amino acids)
Biological process (GO): negative regulation of transcription by RNA polymerase II
Cellular component (GO): nucleus
Molecular function (GO): zinc ion binding; DNA-binding transcription factor activity, RNA polymerase II-specific; RNA polymerase II transcription regulatory region sequence-specific DNA binding
Source: RefSeq, a predicted model, not a curated record